Molecule: messenger RNA, 627 nt
Organism: Blepharisma stoltei
Lineage: Eukaryota; Ciliophora; Heterotrichea; Heterotrichida; Blepharismidae
Source: the annotation of a GenBank genome assembly
AUGGGGGAGCAUGUCAAUUUACACUUGGAUUAUAAAGGCAAUAAAGAAAUAGUUGAAUCUGUGCUUUCAAUUGGAUCAAAAGCUUUUACAGUGCUGCUUUCGAUUCGGGCAAAUGGAGAUAAAGAUCCAGCCCUUAUUGUUUUUAGCGAGAAAUCUGGCAUUCCAAAAUCUGUGGAAAAGAAAUUAAUAAUUCCUCCUAAUGUCCAAGUUGCACAUAGCUCAAACGGGUACAUAACUAUUGAAAUUCUUAAGCAAUAUAUUUUAAGAAAUUAUAAUGAUGUGGAGUUAAUGAUAUCUGACAAGUGCACAUCACAUACUUCUGAUAUCAUAAGAGAGUUAUAUACAGAGAAGGGAAUUAAGCAUAUUUCUAUCCCCAGCAAUUGCACAAAAUAUAUUCAGCCAUUGGACGUUAGCAUUUUCAGAAGUUUUAAAGCAAAACUUGAUCAGCUGAAGUCAGAAUAUAUUGAAAGCAAUUUAAAUGAACGUACUAAAGCAGGGAAUAUUAAAAACCCAACAAGACAGAAUGCAAUAAAUUGGAUUUCUAUAGCUUUUGAAGAUAUUUCAAGCGAAAUAAUAGAAAUCAAGAAGAAUCAGUCGCAUUUGAUCAUUGUCCUAAAUUUAAGGUAA